AUGGACUUUCUCAAGUCGGCCGUCGCGUCCGCGAUCGCGAAGGGGAGCUCGUUCCCCGUUUCGUUGGGUGAUAGAGUGGAUAUCGGCGAUUCUAUAUGGACUCUUCAUAAUGGGACAAGAAGGGAAGAUGGCUCGGCGUGUAGUGUGUUCACCUUCGAUAUCGCGGCCAAUAAGUCUCGACUCCCCUUGGCGAAGAAUGCGGUGCGCAAGUCGAGGACCCUGAGGCAUCCUGGUGUGAUCAAGGUUUUGGAUACGAUCGAGAAUGAGACGAACCUCUAUAUCGUGACCGAACGAGUCGUUCCACUCGAGUGGCAUGUCAAGCGGCGGAGCUUGAGCGAGGAAACUGCGAAGUGGGGGUUAUACACGGUGUCGUCUACUCUCAAGUUCAUCAACGAAGAUGCAUCUUCGGUCCACGGUGCUGUGCGCGCAUCCUCUGUCUACACGAGUGAAAGCGGCGAGUGGAAGCUGGGCGGAUUUGACAUUCUGAGCUCUAUGAAAGAGGACGAUGCUGUCAUAUAUACCUACGGAAGCCUGGUCCCCGACGCAGCUCGCUACACACCUCCAGAAGUGGUCAAGGCUGGUUGGGAUGCUAUCAAACGCCACCCUUUGACAGCAGUCGAUGCAUAUGGACUCGGCAUCUUGGUCUUCGAAGUCUUCAACGGUCAAUUCUCUGGUGGGGAUCAAAUUGGCAAGACAACCAAUAUCCCGCCCAGUAUGCAGCAAAGCUAUAAGCGUCUCUGCACGGCAAACCCAAAGCUGCGACUGAGCGCGGCGCAUUUUGUUGAGCAAGGUAAGAAGCAUGGCGGCUUCUUCCAGACACCUUUGAUUCGUUUGACGGAAGAUAUGGAGAGCCUGGGGCUUAAAAGCGAGGCUGAGCGCGAGGAGUUUAUCAGUGAGCUCGAUAAUCUGUCCGAUGAUUUCCCCGAAGACUUCUUUAAAAUGAAAGUACUUCCUGAGCUUCUCAAGUCUGUUGAAUUUGGCGGUGGUGGACCCAAGGUCCUUAGUGCAACCUUGAAGAUUGGCUCAAAGCUAUCAUCAGACGAGUUCAAUGCCAAAUUGACACCCGUGAUUGUGCGGCUCUUUGGAAACCCUGACCGUGCGCUGCGAGUUUGUCUAUUGGAUAACCUGCCGUUGAUGAUUGAUAAUCUGCCACAGAAGGUCGUCAAUGAUAAGAUCUUCCCACAGAUGACCUCUGGUUUUACAGACAUUGCCCCCGUUGUUCGAGAACAAACGGUCAAGGCAGUUUUGUCUGUUGUCAGCAAACUCAGUGACAGAGUUGUCAAUGGAGAGCUGCUAAAGUUCCUGGCGCGCACGGCGAACGACGAGCAACCUGGCAUUCGUACCAACACCACCAUCUGCUUGGGCAAAAUUGCGAAGAAUCUGGGGCAAAGUACUCGAUCCAAAGUGCUCAUUGCUGCCUUUACGAGAUCCAUCAGAGAUCCAUUCGUGCAUGCUCGAAAUGCUGGCCUCCUCGCACUCUCUGCCACAAUUGAUACAUUUACGGAAGAAGACUGCGCCGGCAAGAUCCUGCCAGCCAUUUGUCCGGCACUCUUAGACAAGGAGAAGCUGGUCCGCGACCAAGCAAAUAAAACACUAGACCUCUACAUCCACCGAGUGCGCAAAUUUGGCAGCACAAUGGCCGACACAGUGAUACAGCCACCGACAAGCUCAACCCCUGAACCCAACAAAUCAGAUGCCCGCAUCGGCAACUCCAACGACAAGUCUUGGGCUGGUUGGGCUAUCUCCUCAUUCACCAACAAACUCGCUGCUGCAGACGGCGAGAUCGCACCCACAGCGGCCGCCAACAAGGUCUCCGAAGAUAUCCCCCGCCCAGCUUCCGUCCCACACCCCGCCAAAUCCUCACCCUCUAUCCAACCCGAACCAUCCAACAAAACACUACGCCCGGCAGCCCACCCUCUCUCCAGGUCUCAGUCCGACAUACCUGUCCCCGUCGUCGAGGACCAAUGGCACGACGCUGAAGAAGGAGACGAUGUCUUUGACGCCUGGGGCGCCAUUGACGAUGACGAUGAUAAAGACGUAGACCCCUUCACCGCGGCGGUGGCCUCACCCAACCCUUCAUCACCGGACCCGACAGCAACAAAAGCAUCCGCUGUUCCCUAUGAUGAUGGCGGCGAGCCUGAUUUCGCUGGGUGGUUGGCGGCGAAAAAUCAAGCUAAGACGAAAAAUCCUCUACCUAGGGGAUUGACGAAGAGUACCCCUGCGACGAAGCCGGCUGCUAAGCCGAGAGUUGUGGCGCCAGCUAAGAAGAUUGAUACGAAGCCGAAGGAUGAAGAUGUUGAGGAUGGAUGGGGUGAUGCGUGGGAUUAG
Messenger RNA from Penicillium daleae, 2328 nucleotides. RefSeq names its product COPI-interacting protein CEX1. NCBI's taxonomy places the organism in Eukaryota, Fungi, Ascomycota, Eurotiomycetes, Eurotiales, Aspergillaceae. Gene Ontology annotation, molecular function: ATP binding; protein kinase activity. Gene Ontology annotation, cellular component: cytoplasm. The record is from RefSeq and is a predicted model, not a curated record. Gene Ontology annotation, biological process: protein phosphorylation; tRNA export from nucleus. The coding region runs from base 1 to 2328 and encodes 775 amino acids. The transcript is spliced from 9 exons.